AUGGCCCCACACAAGCACAGCAGCUCUUCUUCUUCAGGUGGGGGUCAGCAGCUGGUAGGAGGGGGGAAAGCUAAUGGGUUAAACUAUCAGUCCUCCUCCUCCUCCUCUUCGACAGAGGCUGCAGCCAAGAAGCCCAACAUGCAACUCACACAAGCCGACCACGAGUUGUUCCUGCAGGCCUUCGAGAAGCCAACACAAAUCUACAGGUUCCUCCGCACCAGGAACUUAAUCGCUCCUAUAUUCUUGCACAGGACACUCACCUACAUGUCCCACAGAAACUCAAGGAAUAACACCAAAAGGAAAAGCUCGAGAGUCGACAGUCUGCUGUUCAAAGUGGAGAAAAUGAGGGGCGAACAGGAGACUCACAGUUUGGCCUCUAAUCUGCAGCUCACCUUUACUGGCUUCUUUCAUAAAGCUGGAAAGCCGUCUCAGGACUGUGAGAACGAGCAGAACUCAGUUUCUCUGGAGGUGCUGCUGGUCAAAGUCUGCCACAAGAAAAGAAAGGAUGUGAGCUGUCCAGUAAAACAAGUCCCGACGGGGAAGAAGCAGGUUCCUCUCAACCCGGACGCUAGCGCCGGAGUCCAGGCCAAGCCGGGUUCCCUCCCCUCUCUGCUCGUCCCCAGCAGCGAGUUCGAACCCAGCAACUCUCACAUGGUCAAGUCGUACUCGCUGCUCUUCAGAGUGUCGAGGCCCGGUUGCCCCCGGCCACCGAUCAACGGCCUGACCAACGGAGAGACGCACCACAGCAGAGAUUUUACAGAGGAAGUGAUAAACAGGAAGAGGAGGAGCUCCUCUCUCAGGGAGGAGGGAGAAACCACAUUUGUGGCUCAGAUGACUGUCUUUGAUAAAAACAGGCGUCUGCAGCUGUUAGAUGGAGAAUACGAAGUGUCUAUGCAAGAGAUGGAGGAGUGUCCCGUCAAUAAGAAGAGAGCGACGUGGGAGACCAUCCUGGACGGAAAGCGCCUGCCUCCUUUUGAGAGCUUCUCUCAGGGUCCCACGCUGCAGUUCACGCUGCGCUGGACCAGCGACUCCCCCGAUCGCUCCACCGCGCCCGUCGCCAAACCUCUGGCCACCCGCAACUCCGAGACCAACCAGGACCCGAGACCCAGCACCCUGAGAGCCACACACACACUGGCUGUCAAAGAAUCCAUCAACGCAGACGUUCAGACGAGGAGAGAGCUGAUCUUAGCCGAGCCGAGACAGAAACUACGCAUCUUCUACCAGUUCCAGUACAACCACAACACCCGGCAGCAGACGGAGGCCAGAGACGACCUGCACUGUCCCUGGUGUACCCUCAACUGCAGGAAGCUCUACAGUCUGGUCAAACACCUCAAACUGUCCCACUCCCGCUUCAUCUUCAACUACGUGCCGCAUGCUAAAGGAGCGAAGAUCGAGGUGUCCAUCAACGAGAACUACGAUGGCUCGUACGCAGGAAACCCUCAGGACAUCCACAGCCAGCCGGGCUUCGCCUUCAGCAGGAACGGCCCCGUCAAGAGAACCGCCGUCACUCACAUCCUCGUCUGCAGGCCCAAGAGGACAAAGCCCAGCCUGUCGGAGUUUCUGGAGCCGGAGGACAACGACUCGGAUCAGCAGCGGCCGUACAUCAGCGGACACAACCGCCUCUACUUCCACAGUGACAGCUGCGUGCCGCUGCGGCCGCAGGAGAUGGAGGUGGACAGCGAGGACGAGAGGGACCCCGACUGGCUCAAAGAGAAAACCGUGAAGCAAAUCGACGACUUCACCGACGUCAACGAGGGCGAGAAGGAGAUCAUGAAGCUGUGGAACCUGCACGUCAUGAAGCGAGGUUUCAUAGCGGACAACCAGAUGAACAAGGCGUGCCUGGUGUUCGCCGAGCAGCACGGCGCCUUCAUCGUCCGUCACAACCUCUGCCGCAACUUCCUGCUGCACCUGAUCAGCAUGCACGACUUCAACCUGGUGAGCACCACGACCAUCGACCGCGCCAUGGCCGGGCUCCGCCUCCUCCAGAACCAGGCGGCUCAGAGGGGCAAAGACAAAAGGGAGGAGGGUGGAGAGGAGGAGGAGGAGGAGGAGGAGGAAGAAGAGGAAGAGGACUGGGAGACGGCUGUGGAGUCUCAGCCGGAGCCGGAUCCCGAUAUGUCCGAGUUUAAAGCGUGUAGCGAUGAGACUAGCGGCGGCGGCGGUGGCAGCGGCAGCUCGGAGAACGGGAACCAGCGGGAGCAGAAACUCGGGUCGGACCCGGAUUUAAACUGAGCAACGACAUGUGGGAGGAGUUGAACUGACUUUUUUUUUUUUUUUUUUUUU
Molecule: messenger RNA, 2283 nt
Organism: Scomber japonicus (chub mackerel)
Lineage: Eukaryota; Metazoa; Chordata; Actinopteri; Scombriformes; Scombridae
Product: polycomb protein suz12-B-like
Exons: 16
Coding region: 1-2232 (743 amino acids)
Cellular component (GO): nucleus; ESC/E(Z) complex
Molecular function (GO): chromatin DNA binding
Source: RefSeq, a predicted model, not a curated record